Messenger RNA from Rotaria sp. Silwood2, 2124 nucleotides. The record is from the annotation of a GenBank genome assembly. NCBI's taxonomy places the organism in Eukaryota, Metazoa, Rotifera, Eurotatoria, Philodinida, Philodinidae.
AUGGCUUCUAUUCUAAAAUUGCAAGUCAUUGGCGGUGCAUAUAAUGAAGGAGCUUUGGCUUAUCUUUUACAAACAGACGAUUUUCGAUUUUUACUUGAUUGUGGUUGGGAUGAAAAUUUUUCUCCUGAAAUCAUCGAAGAAUAUAAACGUCAUAUUAAAUCAGUUGAUGCUGUAUUAAUUACUUAUCCCGAUAUAUAUCAUCUUGGUGCUUUGCCUUAUCUUGUUGGACAUUGUGGAUUAAAAUGUCCAGUUUAUGCGACAAUACCAGUCUAUAAAAUGGGACAAAUGUUUAUGUAUGAUUUACAUCAAAGCCGUUCGAAUAGUGAAGAUUUUACAUUAUUUACCCUUGAUCAUGUUGAUGCUGCAUUUGAUCUUUUUAUUCAACUUAAAUAUGAUCAAUCAAUACCACUUGAAGGAAAUGGACAAGGUUUAACAAUAACUCCAUUACCAGCUGGACAUAUGAUUGGUGGAGCUAUAUGGAAAAUUUCUAAAGAAGGUGAAGAAGAAAUUGUUUAUGCCGUAGAUUAUAAUCAUAAAAAAGAACGACAUUUAAAUAGUUCAAAUUUAACAAAAAUUAGUCGACCAACAUUAUUAAUAACCGAUGCAUUGAAUACAAAAUAUUCUCAAGGACAACGAAAAACAAAAGAUGCUCAAUUAUUAACAACUAUUUUAGAAACAAUGCGACGUGAUGGAAAUGUUUUAAUUUGUGUUGAUACUGCCGGUCGUGUUCUUGAACUAGCUCUUCUUUUAGAACAAUUAUGGCGGAAUGAACAAUCUGGUUUAUUUGCUUAUUCAUUAGCUCUAUUAAAUAAUUUUAGUUUUCAAGUCAUAGAAUUUGCUCGUUCACAAGUUGAAUGGAUGUCAGAUAAAAUAGUUCGACAAUUUGAAGAAAAUCGUGCUAAUCCAUUUCAUUUACGUUAUGUUAAAUUAUGUCAUGAUCUUAAUGAAUUAGAAAAAGUUCGCGCACCAAAGGUUGUAUUAGCUAGUCAACCUGAUUUAGAAUGUGGUUUUGCACGAGAUUUAUUUAUUCAAUGGGUUGAGAAUGAUAAAAAUAGUAUUAUAUUAACAACAAGAACAUGUCCAGGAACAUUAGCAAGAGAAUUAAUUGAUAAACCAAAUCUUACAACAAUUGAAGUUGAAGUACGUCGAAAAGUUCCACUUGAAGGUGUUGAAUUAGAAGAAUAUAUGGAACGACAACGUAUUUUAAAUGAACAAAAUGCUGCUAAAGCUCAAGCAGAAAAGAAAAAAUCUCGUAAAUUAUCAAAACGUUCCAUUGAUGAAGAAAUGGAUGUUGAUGUUAGUGUAGAUGAUUAUGAAGAAGAAGAAGAAGAUGAAGAAGAAGAAGAAGAAGAUGACGAUGAUGAAAAUCAGGAUAAUAAUAAAUCGAAAUUAUCAACAACAGAUACUAUAAUUGAUACCGGUCUUGCUGAUGAUUUAAAAGGAAAUUCUUUACAUACACCGUCAAGUAUUCGUCUUCCAUCUCAAUCGCCAUUUGCACCAAAACGUAAAGCAUUUGCUAUGUUUCCAUAUAAAGAAGAGAAAUAUGUUUGUGAUGAUUAUGGUGAAAUAAUUAAUCUAGAUGAUUAUAUGAUUAUUGAAACAAAACCAUCAAUAGCAAAUGAUUUAUCAUCAAUAAAUUUUGGUGAUUCAGAUGAACGACAUCCAUUUAGUGAAUUAACUGAUAUAACAAAUAAUAAUAAUAAUACACCAGGUAUGAUAAUGAUGCAACAACCUGCAACUACUCUACCAAAUAAUCAAUCUCAACAUCCAUCAAUUCAACAAGUUCAACAUCAACCAUCAUCUAUACCGUUUAAAACUUUACGUGAUAAACGUGAAUUAAAAAUAAAUGCCAAAGUUUUAUAUGUAGAUUUUGAAGCACGUAGUGAUAGAGAAUCAAUUGAAAAAUUACUUAAUCAAAUUAAACCAAAAAAUUUAAUAUUUAUUCAUGGUACACAAGAUUGUAUUGAACAAUUAGAUAAAUAUUGUACAGCAAGACAAAUUGUUCAAGGAAGAAUAUUUUCACCACAUAUCGGAGAAAUAGUUGAUGCAACAACUGAAAGAAAUCUUUAUCAGGUAUGUUUUAUAUUCAAUACAGUGGCAGUAAUUGAUUCUUGCAAUUAUUAG